UGUUCAUUGUUUUACUUUUAUCCAGUUUGAUCAUCCAAUGUAUUUUAAACCAAUUAAUAAUUAUUAUGAACAAAAUGUAUAAUUAUUUUUACAGCAACAAUGUUCUUUCGAUUCAUGCGUGGCCGCUUUACCUUCAAAAUUUAUUUCCUAUUAACUUUAAUCGCAUUACUUACAAUUUUUGCGUAUAUAUUUCCCCAUUUUAAAUUAUAUCCAAUUGCACCAGUUACUGUUCCUCCCAAUGGUUUACAAUCCCGAACGACUCGACACUUGUCUAAACUAUUAACUGUGGUGUUUCGCCAAUUCGAAGAGUUUGAAAAUGAUAUCGCGGAUAGUGUGCAAUCUUUCGUUUCUGCAUUUCCUAACAUGCCUGUGGUCAUAUUGUGUCAAGGUAUACAGUAUCCUCCCUUUCAGUUCUCAGCUACGAAUGAAACUUUGCGUAACGUCAAGAUUGUACCUUUAGAAUUUCGUUUGAAGGCAUCACCUCAUGAACUUAAUCCUUUGACUUAUUUGAAUACUGAAUAUGUGCUAAUUGUUCCUGAUUCGACAAGAGUAUCUCGUCGUGUACUGCAACAGAUGGCGAUAGCUGCCACAACCUUUCCUUCUCAGGGUAUAGCUGUAGGUGUGACUAAUUCUCGACUAAUUUGCCAGAAGGUAAAAUGGAAUUAUGUUGAUUGGACAUUACAAUAUAUUAAGGAUUCGGGGAAACUAUGUGACGCGAUAAAUGGCCAGCAUGUUCUGUUGUUAAAAACAUCUCUUUUGAAAACACUCCCACAGCCAUUUGCAUUACCUUUCCCAGAAUCUUUGUAUUUACAAACAACUGUACGAAACAUAAAGAUUCAAAUUGUUGAUGGUAAAUUUGGUGCUGGUAGAAGCGUCCUAAAAUCACCAGCAGCUAAACAAAAAGCUACAAAAAUUGCGAGGGAAGCAAGAAUCAGUCUUUAUAAACAACUUGGUGUUAAGAUGGUGAUUAGAGAGGAUAGUAGAGUGCAUUGGUUUGGUUGUAAAAGGGAUACACAGCGAUGCUUCCCAUCAGUACAAGGGACUCCAUCAUACAUACUGUCUGGACGAAACACGCCGCCUUGCUGUCGCAGAAACAUUCGUAGGACCGCUACGCAUGUGCUACGUACUUUGCUACAGGCAGGUGUACGUUGUUGGCUUGAGACUACAUCUUUAUUAGGAGCUGUUGUGAGGGCCGAUAUUCUUCCGUGGGCAGAAUAUGCUGAAAUAGGCAUCCACGCUUCUGACGUUUCUCGCGUAUCCUUGUUACAAAGAGGAGGUGCGGAUUCAGAAGGUUUUAUUUGGGAGAGAGCAACCAAAGGUCAUUACUAUAGAGUGGCAUACUCAGCAACUAAUAGUAUUUAUGCAUUGGUGCUGCCUUUUACGGCUAAGAAUGGUACAAUGUGGCCUGCUGAUUGGGUCAUGGCUCAUCAGAAAGAAUUCCCUGAAAGACAUCUACAUCCACUAGCACAGAUACAAUUUGGAGGUCACCAAGCACCUGCGCCUAACGACGCUCGUGCAUUUUUGGAUUUGAAACUUGGCAACUCCGCAGUUGAGAAAUGUAACAAACUUGGUCCAAAGUUUCUGUAUCCAUAAACUAUGUAAUUUCAUAUUAUGGAUAAGAACUUUGUUAUAUAAAACUUUACGUACCUGUUCUAUACAUAGCAAUGUUAUAGAUGCUUAUAUAUUUAUAUUUAUUGUAUACAUUAAUUUGAUAGAUGUUUCUAAUUCAUAUGUUCCAGCUUCAGGCAUAUAAAAAGUAAAUUUAUAUGAAAAUUUAUAGAUAUUAAGCUUUGCUCUAGUCUUUUGUGUCUUUGAAAUAAGAUUUAUUAAUUAUUCUUUUAAUUUAAACAUAGUUAAAAGCGAUUUUUAUAUUGUAAUUUGUUUGCUUAGUUUUAUUUUAUGCUUUUUACUAUGACUUUUGCUUCAUGCUUAAAAAAGCUAUGCAGCUAGUGACAGUAUAAAUAUUUCUGAGUGACUAACCAUGGGUUUCUGAGACCAAAAUAUCUUUAUCCCUGUCUUUCAUCUUUGUCAAAAAAGAGAUAACAAUAUGUUUUAAACAGAGAUUUAAGUCUCACAAACCAACGGUUACUAUAAUUUAAAAUUGAGCACAAAUAUUAUAUUUAACUUAGUAAUUUGUCCUAUUUCUGAUAAAUGUUGCUUUUAUUUUAUUCCUAUUUUAGAAUAGUAAUUCUAUGAUCUCGUAAACUAGUCUACUAGUGAAGUAUUUAGCUGAUAAGAUGUAAUACUAUGUGUUUCCACUGACACAAAACAUGUUUUUCUACAUGUUUUCGUUAGUGGAAACAUAUGGAUAGUUAAUAAGCAAUAUGGUCAUUGAAAAUGACAUGUUUUGUUUUCAAGAGUUUAUUCAAUAUAUAGACAGAUAUUUAAAAAAAUAUA
Messenger RNA from Papilio xuthus (Asian swallowtail), 2397 nucleotides. Its product is annotated as fukutin-related protein. The record is from RefSeq and is a predicted model, not a curated record. Lineage: Eukaryota; Metazoa; Arthropoda; Insecta; Lepidoptera; Papilionidae. Gene Ontology annotation, biological process: protein O-linked glycosylation via mannose. The transcript has 5 exons. Bases 100 to 1593 code for a protein of 497 amino acids. Gene Ontology annotation, cellular component: Golgi apparatus.